CGAGAAUAAGGCAACGUAGCUAAAGGCGACCGAUCAAAUGCUACGCUGGCCAAAGCGCAGUGCACUAGAAGGAUAGUCCUUGGAGGCUGCGGUUUCGCUCUUCUUCCAGCGAAACGAUAUCCCUCGAUCGUCGAAGCGCGCAUUUUUCUCAGCGACACAAACAUGGCCUUCAAGACCGCAUGGACGCUACCAACGCCCACGUCAUCUCCGCACGAAUGGAUCUGCCUCGACUCGUCGCCCGGAAGUCGCAGCGCGAGCCGUGCGUCGUCGCACGUGAGCGACUUUGGCAGUGGCCUUCGCGCGGGCCCCCCGCCCGAGCUCCAGAGCCCAUCGAUUCGGGGGCUGCUGUUGCAGUACGCCUGCAUCGGCCUUGUCACAAGCACACUCCCCCUGCUCCCGUCCACAGUCUUUCAAGAUGAUUUCAACCAACCUCAUCUGGCCUCGGUCUACGCCGCGCUGUGCACGCUGCCGUGGCUCGCAACGCCUUUUCUCGGGCUCCUCGCCGACUGCCUGCCCCUCGCCCACCGCCGACGUCGUGUCUGCAUGGUGCUCGGGUGGGCGCUCUGUGCUGCGUCCUGUCUCGCCAUGGCCAUCACGCCGCUGCGCGCGCAGAACGCCACGUCAUUGCACGUGUUUUGCUUGCUCACGACGGUGUGCGCGAGUCUCGGGUGCGCGAUUGCCGCCGCAGCCUCGGACGCGCUUCUUGUCGCGUUUGCGCAAACCGAGCGCAUUUGGGAGCGCGGCCGACUGCAGACGCGCGCGCUUGUGCUUCGCGCGACGGGCACGUUCGUGCCACAGGUGCUUGUAGGUGCCAUGGCGCUCAAAAGCGCCAGCGUCAUCUACGCCCUUUUGACGGUCGCGAGCGUCGGUGCAGCGAGCGCCGCGAUCCUCGUCGUCACCGAACCCGUGUUCGAGCCCGCGCUGUCCACGCGGCACUAUCUGCACCUGCUCUGGGCGACCUUGCAGCAGCGCGUCGUGUGGCAGCUCUGCGCCUUCCAAGUGCUCUUUGGUGUCUGUUUUUAUGUGCCAAGUUUUCUCGAGUCGGCGCCGUGGCUAGCGCUCGAGGCGCGCCCGGUGGUAUGGUUCAACCUCGGUAACACGGUCGUCGCCAUUGCUGCACUCUUAGCGAUGGGUGUCAGUGGCCUUGGCCUCGACUGGCGCAAAUUGAUCGUGGCCAGCACCGCUUUGUUCAUUGUUGGCAGCGUCGCUGUGCACUUCGGUGCUUUGUACAGUGCCUUGCCGGACGAGUACACGUACUUGGUCGUACACAUGCUGCUGCAAGCGCCCAAUGUUGUUUUGCUGUUGCCAGCCAACUAUUGCCUCGUCGAAGUCGCUAGCGCUGGUGCCGAAGGCGCGCUCGCGGGCCUCGUCUCGACGUGCUUUGUCAUCGCCCGCCCCGUGGCUGCACUGGCCUAUCGCGCAUUGCGCGCAGCGUGGCCAGCCGACAUGAGCAAAGACGAUGGAUCGACGCUGGAGGCUACGCGUCUUAUACUGGUGGUGUUUCUGAUCCAAGCGACCUCGCUCUUCUGGCUCUGGCUCCUCCCACGGCAAAAAGCCCACGUCGUCCAGCUCAAGCUGCAUGGCGGUUCGAGCGCCGCCGGUGGUGGACUGCUCGUGCUCUGUGUCUUACUCAUGCUGGCGUUGGCCGUGACGACCAGCGUCCUCCCGACGCUACCGACCACGAGUUGUCUCUGGAUCGCUGGGGGCAGCGGCUGCAAAUAGAAGUAGAAGUCUUCGUAUCGUAUGAAGUGUUCUGUAAUGAAUUGUGUCUAUACUUC
Messenger RNA from Saprolegnia diclina VS20, 1778 nucleotides. RefSeq lists its product as hypothetical. The coding region runs from base 163 to 1722 and encodes 519 amino acids. NCBI's taxonomy places the organism in Eukaryota, Oomycota, Saprolegniomycetes, Saprolegniales, Saprolegniaceae. The record is from RefSeq and is a predicted model, not a curated record. The transcript has a single exon.